CGUUAAGUUACGCACGCAGACGCAGUCGUGUCCAUAGUGCUGCGCCAUCGGACCUUCUUUAGCGGCUUGUUCUAUCGUUGCGUGUCGGAUGUUCUCAUUCAGAAUUUAUGAUAUUCUUUUACUUCUUUUCCUUUGUCUGAAUUCAAAAACGGAUGCGUGUGAGAAUAGAUAAUCAAUUUCAUUCUUCGGUUAAAGAAUAUAGUGCGUUUUUAUAUUUUUUAUUAUUCAAAGCCGGCUGAAUUGCGUCAGGGCUCGACAUAGAUAAUUAGAGCCUCUAUAUAUUAGGAACUGAUUUCUGAGAGCAUCAGUCAGAAAUGUGUGCUCUUAAUUUGAAUAUGCGACGCCUGGUGGCAAGCUGGAGGAAGUCUCCGCACUUGCGAUUGCUUCAACAUGGGAGAAAAAAGUACGAUCGGGACAUUAUGCAUUAUUCAAAAUAUGUAAUGCAAUUUGUGGGAGAACAAAGGAUGUUAAGUAGAAAUAUAUCACAUGCAACUUCAAACCAAACAUCAAUAGGCUCAAAGAUUUCUGCUAUGAGAAAAUUGAAGUUAGUUGUCCCUAUAGGAAUAGGGGUUUCAUUGAUUGCUUUUUUCCAGUGGAGGCAUUUUAGGAAAUAUAAACAUACUGCACAGGGUGAAGUAAUACAAGGACCGCUUAAUGAUUUUAUAGUAAAUUGCUAUUGUUGUCUUCCAUUGAGAAUAACAAGUAGGAUAUGGGGUUGGAUAGCUAACAGAGAAGUACCUGUUAGUUUAAGGCCAGGUGUAUAUCAAUUCUAUGCAAAAAUUUUUAAUGCAAACUUGGAGGAAGUAGCAGGUGAUUUGUCUGGAUUUCCAACUUUAGUAGAUUUUUUUGUAAGACCACUCAAGGAAGAAACAAGACCUAUAGCCAAGGAUACAAAUAUGGUUUCUCCUUCGGAUGGUACUGUCCUUCAUUUUGGACCAGUAACAUCUUGCCGUGUAGAACAAGUUAAAGGGAUGACUUACGACCUUAGGCAUUUUUUGGGAGAUAUAGAUCUACAGGAAUCUAAAGAGAAAAUAACUUAUACGGAAGAAGACAAUAAAAAAUAUGUGAAGAGUCUUUUGAAAAAUCCGAUGAAUCAAUUAUAUCAAAUAACAGUUUACUUAGCACCUGGGGAUUAUCAUCGUUUUCAUAGUCCAACUGAUUGGGAGAUUGAAUUUAGAAGACAUUUUCAAGGUAAACUAUUAAGUGUCAAUCCAAAGAUAGCUAGAUUUUUACCAGAUUUAUUUUCGCUGAAUGAGCGUGUGGUAUAUAUUGGAAAAUGGGCGGAAGGUUUCAUGGCUUAUGCCGCAGUAGGAGCCACUAAUGUUGGUUCUAUUAAAAUCUAUUGUGAUAAAGAAUUAACUACAAAUAAAAUUAUAUGGCCGAAAAUGAAACGUUGGGAAGAUGCAAGCUUAGAGUGUACUCAUAUAUCUAAAGGACAGUUAUUUGGUGAAUUCAGAAUGGGAUCUACCAUUGUACUUCUAUUUGAGGCACCAGAAGACUUUCAAUUUUGUCUAAAUGUAGGACAAACCAUAAAAGUUGGUCAGGCAUUAUCUGAAUGCAUUGUUAAAUCAGAUGAAAAGUAUUUAUCAGGAAGUUUAUGAUUAUUACUAAAAAGUAUUUUUUUCUCUAGAUAAAAUCUAUAAGAAUUUGAUGUAUACACACAAUAUAUAUUAUAUGUAUUUAUAUAAUUUUAAAGUGUAAAGAUUUAUAUAUAUAUAUAACUGCAAUCCAUUUUUAAUACAUACAGAGCGAGGGAGGAAGAGAGAGAGUGACAGGGAGAGAGAAGGGGGGUGAGAAAGAGAGAAGGAGAGAUGUUUGAAUCUUUUACAGGUUGUUUCCUAUGUCUACUGUGAUAUAUGAUCAUGUAGAGAUGUGUUUCGUGCCCACAUCUUCAUAUUCAUUAAUUAUACUCACAGAUGCAUAUAUUUUAAAAAAUCUAGUAAUUAUUUAUAAAUAAAUGUGUAAUUGUUUUUAUAAUAUAUCUUUAAUCGAAAAAAUAUUUUUAUUUAUAUCAACAGAUAGCUUUCCUCAUUAAUUUGAUAGACUAAAACUUAAAAUAAUUUUUCGCGACCAUAAGUUCUCUUUCUCUUGAUUUAUGUUGGUAAAACUAGAUUUAGAAGCUGUCAAGCUUUUUAGAAGCCCUGCAAGUUGCGGUCCUAUUAGUUGAUUUGUACAGGUAUCUGUGAAUUCACUUUUACUUUAUGUUAAUUUCAUUGUCAUUGUUGUAACGUUAUUAGCUUAUUGUAUUUUAUUGUAGUCAUUAUUUCUGUGGAGAAAAAUUAUAAACCGGACGAUUUAAGACAGGAUAAUAUAAUAAGUGAUAAGUUUUGAUAAUUCUUAUAAUGUGACAUAUAUAUAGAUAAAUGUAUAAUUUUGGAAAAUUAAAUAAACAUAUUGAAACAGUCGAUAAAUAAGAGAACGACAUGUUACAUCCGAGCUUGCGUGUUAAAAAAACACCGACUAACUGGGUGAGCUGCUUUUAUCGGGUACACGCAUGCCUGUCCAUUUCUGAACUCAUUAAUAACGCAGUGUAAUCGCGUGAAGAAACAUUGUCCAUUGUUAGCCAAGGACAUCAUUUUUUUGCCCUAUUACCAUUUAUCUGGAACGCUUAUUGUUUUUUUCAUAACAAACCGAAUGAAUCGCCCGUGAUGACAGUCAUUUUCAAAGAAAUGGGAUUUAAAUGAAAUACUACAUUUUAAUAGUUUUCUUGUAUGGAGUUUAUUAUUUAUUUAUAAAACGAUUAGCUUUUUUUCCGAGUAAAUAAUAUCCUUGUCAAACGGGAAAUCUAAUGACGCAUUUAUUUAUUUUAUUUUCUAAAUAUUCAGGAGAGUUCUAUACAUCUUUAUUUAAAACUCUUAAGUGAAUCUUUGUAACGAUCACCGAUCCGACUAUGUAAAAUGGCAAAUUGGAUUUUCCUGUGAAAAUAUGAUGGAUCGCUUGGGAACGAUCGUAACAGUGCUACACAUCUCAUUAUUAUCGGAGAAAAUUUAUGACUUGCAAUCAAGCAAGCGCCUUUCGCUCGCAACCGGAGAAGCAAAAAGAAUAGUUGGUUGUAUUGAACUAAAAAAAGAUUUUUCGAUGGAAAAGA
Messenger RNA from Vespula vulgaris, 3088 nucleotides. It is a transcript of the gene Pisd, whose product is annotated as phosphatidylserine decarboxylase proenzyme, mitochondrial. The transcript is spliced from 5 exons. The coding region runs from base 315 to 1601 and encodes 428 amino acids. Gene Ontology annotation, biological process: phosphatidylethanolamine biosynthetic process. NCBI's taxonomy places the organism in Eukaryota, Metazoa, Arthropoda, Insecta, Hymenoptera, Vespidae. Gene Ontology annotation, cellular component: mitochondrion. The record is from RefSeq and is a predicted model, not a curated record. Gene Ontology annotation, molecular function: phosphatidylserine decarboxylase activity.